This is a messenger RNA of Coregonus clupeaformis (lake whitefish), 1568 nucleotides long. Its product is annotated as lysozyme g. Gene Ontology annotation, cellular component: extracellular region; membrane. The record is from RefSeq and is a predicted model, not a curated record. Gene Ontology annotation, biological process: peptidoglycan catabolic process; defense response to Gram-positive bacterium. NCBI's taxonomy places the organism in Eukaryota, Metazoa, Chordata, Actinopteri, Salmoniformes, Salmonidae. Bases 281 to 1165 code for a protein of 294 amino acids. The transcript has 8 exons. Gene Ontology annotation, molecular function: lysozyme activity.
UGAGCCUCGCGCUUCAACGCUCUUAGUUGUUACGGAAAUAGACUAUGCUGUUUAGUUUCUCCAUUUACGUCGGGAAUACGCCUCGCGAAUUUGGGAAGCAAAAUCGAAAGUGAACGGAGUGUUAGAACGGUUGAGAUCCGCUGUGUUGUAUUUUUCAACGUCAACAGAUCUUUCAGAAGUCGACAGGGAGAAAGUAGCAAGUCGUCUGAAAUCAUAUUUCUGGGUUUGUGUUUGACUGAGGAUCCUCCAGUUUCAAGAACUUCAAAGUGACAACAUCAACAUGGCCUCUCCUUAUGGAAACAUUAUGAAGGUAGAAACAAGUGGUGCUUCCUGGAGGACAGCAAUCGCUGAUUGGAAACAUUUCAACGGGGUGCCUGCAUCUCACAAAAUGGCAGAGCAUGACCUUGCUGCCAUGAACAAGUACAAGGGUCUCAUAAUGAAGGUGGCAGAGAGGAAUGCAGUGGACCCAGCUGUCAUCUGUGGCAUCAUUUCAAGAGAGUCCCGGGCUGGGAAAGGACUGGACAAGCAUGGCAGGGGGGACUAUGGCAAGGCCUUCGGGCUUAUGCAGAUUGACACUACCCCAAGCGGUGGCGGCCACACUCCAAAGGGGGAAUGGGACAGUGAGGAGCAUCUCCAACAAGGCACUGAAAUUCUGAUUGAGUUCAUCAAAAGAAUCCAGAAAAAAUUCCAUUCAUGGACCUACGAGCAGCAACUGAAAGGGGGAAUAGCAGCCUACAAUAAGGGAGAAGACUGUGUAGAGUCAUAUCAGGAAGUGGACGCUAAGACCAAUGGAGUGGACUACUCCAAUGAUGUUGUUGCCAGAGCUCAGUGGUUCUACAGACAUGGUUACGGUGAAAAAAGAAACGGUGGCAUUAUAGUAGCAGCAACAGCUGUAGUGGGAGCAGUUUGUGCUGUUGCCCUGGCACCACUAGCCCUGACAGCGAUCGGGUUUGGUGCUGGCGGGAUUGUAGCUGGAUCAACAGCAGCAAGCAUGAUGUCUGCCGCGGCCGUAGCCAAUGGAGGUGGGGUAGCAGCAGGGAGUCUUGUUGCUGUUCUACAGUCAGCAGGUGCUGUAGGGCUCUCGUGGAUGGCCACAGCGAUUGUGGGAAGUGUGGGAGCAGCUGUUGGAGGAUCUGUGGGAUGGCUGGAAAGAACGUUUUUUUAAAUGUUCCAUAGAGGCGUUGAAGAACACAUGUCAGUACUGCAAUACACCCUAACACUGUUGAUACUGCGUGCUUAAAGUAUUCUACUUGUCAACUGAAUUUUUUAAAUUCCAUUGCAAUUCUGCCGUUAUGAAAAACAGGUUUUCUGUAGGAAAGUCUAAAGUUCUCUGUGAGGAUUGUUCCUAAUUUUGUUGAAAUGAGCUCAGUGGUUCUACAGCCAUGGUUAUGGUGAAAAAAAGUAAACAACUUAUUAACCUUUAUAGACAUGUUGAAAAUGAUGAAUACACCAAAUAAUAAUUACAUUGUGUUGUUCAACUUCAAACAGUCUCAUCCAAGUUUCUUCUGUAGUUGAGUCUUUAAGCAACUUGUCAUUGCGCAAUAUAAUUAAAUAUUUGUCUUAUUUUA